UCGAGCAGCGAGCGCGAGCGGUAUCCUGAAGCGAGCCCGCUGUAAAUUUUUUAACCCUCUCCUCUUAUUCAGCCUGAAUCGCAGCCUGAACCGAGCGGCAGCCUGAAAUUUAAUAUUCUUGUCUGUAUAUGAUUAGGAGAUUUUGCAUUUACAAGUUUUCUAACUAGUUGCUAUUCUUUAUUUUUGAUAUUUCACUUUGCCUUCGUUUAUCACGCUCUUUGUUUUUGCUCUGCUUGUUUUGCAAAAUCUCUCGUGCCUCAAAGCCAAGCAAUUUUCUCAGGACGAGUUUAGCUUCCAGUUCUAAACUAUCAAAGCCGCCAGGGAGAGGAUAGAAGUACCUGAGCUCUGUAUUUUGAGAUUUUCUGCUGAGGUUUCAACUUGCAGCUGAUAUAUGUGGAGGAAGGAAUUCAAGGAAUUCAACUUAUCUUAUUCUUUCCACCUGUUCAAAAUAUAUUCCUCGUGUUGAUUUAUAAAUGUAAUGCUAUAGCAUAAUCUUUCAGCAUAUCUCGUAGCUAGUUUGUCUCCCAUGUUUUUGCAAUGGUAAAAAUUACCUUAUUUGGACGCUACCUCUCUGCGGCCAACGCCAUCACCUCUUGUGCUGAGACUGCAUGGUAUAUAACAGUAUAACUUGCGCAUUUGUUCAUCAUUUGAAAUUUUCAAUCUCGAGACGUUCAUAAGACUACUGCAACCCAGCUGCACUCCCCCACCGAUUUCGCCUGCUCUCACUGACCAUGGCAGCAUCAGCAAGAAGCGGCGGUCGAGGUGUCCAAGAAGAAGAGGGAGAAGAACACCACAAAAACUCAUUUCUAUCCUCCAUUACCACCAAGCCCUCUUUAUCCAAACUCCAAUUCAGGAAGGAGAUCUCGGUAGCUCGAUGGGACGAGGUUAUGGGGAUGGGAGAGAUUCUCGAGAAGAAGGGAAGCUUGUGGACGACUACUGGGAUCACUAGAAAUGGCAAGCUUUAUUGCCACAUUGAAGAGAUCUUGUUUCUUGCGGAAAGAGGGGCACUACUACUCUCAGAUGGCAAUAAAACAACUCUUAAUAUGAAUGAUAUUUACAAGAAGAUUACAAGUGGAAAGGCUGAGUGUUCUUGGGAGGCAUUUGAGGCUUACAGACACUUAAAGUCUCUUGGUUAUAUUGUUGGUCGCCAUGGUAUCCCUUGGACUGUGAAGAGUUGCUACAGUUCAAAUUCUUUGGAGGACGUACAGGACUCAAAUGGAAGAUUUAAUCAAGAAGUGGAAGAAGAAAUAUCUACGAGAUUCAUAGAUAUCCAGAUUGUGGAAAUGAAGCAAGCAUUUGAUGUGUAUUUGCCUAACAGAAAUUUCAGAAAAUCUUCUCCUGGUGGACCUAUUUUUCUGCUCUUUAUUUUGAGGGAUAGCCCACCCUCAAGAGUAGAAGUAGAAAAGCUCCACCGAAAGUGCAAUGGUAUCCCUUUGAAGUUCUGCUUUGUUGAUCAUGGGCGUGUUAGUUUCUUUUCUUUCGAUAAAGUUGAGCUUCCAACCUUGCCAUGAUUAUUGGUCAAUAGUCAGUUUAGGUUGUAAAUGAUGUACGCAUGAGACUCCCAUUAAAAGUUUUCAGAGUAAAUGUGCUUCUCCAAAAUGUGACAAGGAUGUAAGAGAGCGUGCGUAAAAAGAUAUGGCACAUGCUAAGUGAAAUAUUGGUCAAUCAAAAUCUUGGUUUAACAAUGA
Asparagus officinalis (garden asparagus) is the source of this 1688-nucleotide messenger RNA. RefSeq lists its product as uncharacterized. The transcript is spliced from 5 exons. Gene Ontology annotation, biological process: tRNA-type intron splice site recognition and cleavage. Gene Ontology annotation, cellular component: tRNA-intron endonuclease complex. NCBI's taxonomy places the organism in Eukaryota, Viridiplantae, Streptophyta, Magnoliopsida, Asparagales, Asparagaceae. The record is from RefSeq and is a predicted model, not a curated record. Bases 732 to 1511 code for a protein of 259 amino acids.